Halichondria panicea is the source of this 1728-nucleotide messenger RNA. Its product is annotated as TNF receptor-associated factor 5-like. The coding region runs from base 161 to 1570 and encodes 469 amino acids. The record is from RefSeq and is a predicted model, not a curated record. Gene Ontology annotation, molecular function: zinc ion binding; protein binding. NCBI's taxonomy places the organism in Eukaryota, Metazoa, Porifera, Demospongiae, Suberitida, Halichondriidae. The transcript is spliced from 4 exons. Gene Ontology annotation, biological process: tumor necrosis factor-mediated signaling pathway; regulation of apoptotic process; protein K63-linked ubiquitination.
UCCGCCACAUGCACAAUUAAGAGCUAGCUAGACAAGUCGUAUAAAAGCUAUAUACUUCUAUAAUUAUCUGGUCUGUCAUUGUCAUUGUCAGAUAUCUUAAAUGUGCUGAUAUAUAUCUCUACCAUAUCACACGUACACAACGUCCAGAUCUGAAUUUGAUAUGCCAGGACACAAAGUCUCUCUAGGCACAUCCAAAACUCCAGCACUAUUUGAUAAGUACCAGUGCCCCUACUGCAACCAUCUCCUGAAGGAUGCUGUGCAGCCAAUAUGUGGACACUGGCUGUGUGAAUGCUGUGCUGUUCAGCUGUUAGCAGAGAGCUUACCGAAAUGCCCCAAACUUGACUGUGAAGAGUUUCUGAAAUCGGACGAAGAAGGAGCUGAGUGUUUUCCUGAUCGAUUUGUGAGAAGGGAGAUUGAGGGGAUGAUUGUCGGUUGCCCUCACCAACAGAAGGGAUGCCAAUGGGAGGGCAGGCUGGCAAAAUUGGAAACUCAUCUCAAAGCGUGUGACUUUCUUUCAGAAGAAUGCAAUCUAUGUGGUGUUGUCUUGACUCCUGACCAAAUUGGAUCGCAUGGACGAGUUUGCCCUAAGGCAUUGAUGAAGUGUCCACUUGCUGAGUUUGGAUGCAGUUACACCCGCACGAUGACACGGGAAGAGCUAAAGCAACACGUUAAUGAUCAUGGAUUGGAGCAUCUUCAGAGCGUUGCUGAUGUAUUAAAGCUUGUUAGAUCGAAUCACCAAAGCGUUGAUAAUCUUGAUGAGAUGAUUGGUCAGAAUGUGCCCAUCUCACGAUGUGGCGAUCUUGUCGAGAAAGAUGGAGCUGGUAAAAAAGGACCUGUAAUUCAUGCUGUUGUUUCUGGUAGCAAUCGUAGCGAGGACCUCGGUUAUCACUCCUUGCAUGGUCAGACUAGAGGAAGAGUUGAAGACCAAGAAUUCUUAAAUACAACUGCUCUUGCAAAAAUUGCUAAGGAGCUCGAUACUAAAAUAUCUACCCAUUUUAGACGAAAAGAUGAGGAAAUUGCCACCCUUACAAAUACAGUGGUGAAAAUGGAGAAAGCAAUGCGAUCAAAACAUGCAGAGUUCGAAGAUAGAGAUUUUCGACUAUCCCUAAUUGAAAAUAGUAACCAUGACGGCACUAUGAUCUGGAAAAUUCCACAAUUCAGCCAGAGGAUGGCCGAUGCACAAUCAGGCAAAUACACAUCCAUCUUUAGCCUUCCAUUUUUUUCAGGACGAUAUGGCUAUAAAAUGUGUUUGAGGCUCUACAUUCUGGGAGACGGUAUUGGAAAAAACACGCACAUGUCGCUGUUCUUUGUGAUCAUGAAGGGAGAGUUUGACAACAUUCUCAAAUGGCCUUUCACAUCCAAGGUGACCUUCAAGCUGAUCAAUCAGAAAGGGAAUAGGGACAUCAUCGACACUUUCCAACCAGACCCCAUGAGCAGCUCAUUUCAGAAACCGAAGUCUGAUAUGAACAUUGCUUCAGGCUGUCCAAGGUUUGUGUCUCACACUGAACUGAAAAACCAAGGCUUUAUUGUUGAGGACACUGUAUUCAUUAAGUGUUCUAUUGCUCUGUGACUAUACAACCUUAAAGUAUGCCCUUUCAGUGCCAGUAUUAUGCAUUUGGAGUUUGAGUUUGAGUUUGAGUUUGUGCUUGCUGUUUUGUUUACAAAAUCUGUACACACACUUCCAUGUUUGGAGUGCAUUAUCACUAAAGAUACCCUGAACCUCAACAA